CAGUGAGCCGGAGCAUGGGGGGAUGUGGGCGGAGCGACGGUCGGAGGUCCAGGUGGUCGAGUUUGCGUAAAAACGCACCAAACAUUCCGCAAACUCCUGCGAAACCAGCAGCGAGCGUCACUUCAAGAGAACAGACAAGCUGCUGGCACCUCGAUGAAUGAAUAAUCCGUGCCUCCAGAGAAACCCUGCAGGAUUUGAUGCCUGAAGAAAUAAUCAAAUAACGAGCGGAGCGUUGUGCGUCGCUGCGAAGACAACCGGACAAAACGGGAGCAAACUGAUCAACAGGCUGAACUUUGUUUUUUAACUAAUCGAUUUAUUUUCCUGAGACAAAGACGGCUUGUCUCAGCGACCAGUGGAGAUAUGUUCAAGAAAAGCAAGAGUAAAGUGCUGGUGGAUUAUGCGUCAGAAGAAGACGACAUGUCCUGGCACUAUCAUCACUCCUACAAGGACAAAGAUAUAGAAGGAGAGGAAGAAGAGGAGGAAGCUGUCAUUGGUCUACCCAAGGAGGACAAGGUGAAGAAGAUCAUGUCCAAGAAGGAGAGGAGGGAGAAGAAGAUGUUCUCCUCUAAAGACGACGAGCACUUCUUGUUGACGGGAGUGAAACUGGCUGACCGCAGAGGGUCUCACAAGAAAAUCAAAGACGACGAAAAGGAUAAAGAAAAGAAGGACAAGCCGGAGAAGGGCCACUGUUUCUGGGAGAGUGUUACCAUGACGAUGAGGCAGAUCUCGCCCACCAAGAAGCUGGAGAAGAUGGAGGGCUGGGAGCCGCCUCAGCUGGAGGACUUAAACGAGACUGAGACAGAUGAUGCCCUGGAGGACAAGACCUUGGAAGGGUACUCACCGUCCCCUCUACCCGAGUCUCCAGGCCUUCCGUUGGACUUGGCCUCCUGGGGGGGGCAGGGCCUGGAAGAGGACUCUUCCCGCUACGCUAACCUGUCGGACUCCAAGGAUUCAACAGCGGCUGUCACGUGGACGGCCCGCGCCAAAGUCAAGCUGGCCGGCAUCAGCAGGAUGAGCAGAGGGAUUGUGUCGGACAUUGCGUGGGAGGGGUUUAAAUAGUGGCCAUUUAAAGUUGUGAUACUCCCUCUGUCCUUCACCUGUGUCGUGAGGAUGAAGACCUGAACCAAAUAUCUGCUUGUCUUCGUAGUCUUUAAACUUAACAGGUGCUAACCGGUGUUGAGCUGCUGUACUGUAGUAAAGACCUGCGCAUGAAACAUGAAGUUUGUUUUUGGUAUUUUAGCUUUAAAGUCAAUGAAGACAACAUGUUAGUUUUAUCAAUGGGCUUUUUUAUUUGUGAAAGUUUUAAAUCACUGGUAUAAAUUGUAUAGUAAAACAAAUGAAAGCCUUAAAAUGCCUGACCUGUAGAUAUGUGAUUUAAAAGUGAUUUUUCAUGUCAUUUUUGUGGCUGUUAUUAUUUUAGUAUUAGAGAAUUGAUGAAUAUGCAAACCUACUCCAGAUUUUAUAAAGUUAGACUGGUUCUCAGCUCUUCUACGUCUAUGCCGUUACAGAAUGUGAGGUUGAAGCCUUAACUUAUGCAUCAAUACUGAGCUGUGCAAUCUGGCACACCGGUGUGUGUAACUGUUGCUGUGUGUGUGAGAGGUGAAAGAUGAUAAAGAAAUAUACAGACAGAAGCUCCAUAAAAUGUCCGGAAAAUUGGUUCUGGACAUUUUCUGGAGUUUGCCUUUUACAUAUAUAGAACACAGCUGGAGAUUGUCCGACUCGUUCACAACAGGAAAAUGCUGCAGAAAUCGUGUUUUUGUUUCCAGCGCAUCGCCACUGGUGUCGACUCUCGGAUGUCGUUGUGUUUCCGAGUUGAAAUCUUUGUCUGCAUCUUUGUAUUAGAUUUGUUUUUUUCUUCAGUUUUGUGUCAGACACAUUUUCCAGACAUUUUACCAGGGGGCAGACAUGUCGAGCUCUCUCACUCUGGUAAGAUUUCAGGAAAAUGUUUCAGUGCUUGUCUGAAAACAGCUAGAGACUUUGUCACAGUUAUGACUCACAGGGGACAUUGCUGAACAUAUCUGCUGUUGUUGAAACGCUGCUUUCAUA
Molecule: messenger RNA, 2046 nt
Organism: Paralichthys olivaceus (Japanese flounder)
Lineage: Eukaryota; Metazoa; Chordata; Actinopteri; Pleuronectiformes; Paralichthyidae
Product: testis development-related protein
Biological process (GO): spermatogenesis
Cellular component (GO): cytosol; nucleus
Source: RefSeq, a predicted model, not a curated record